Chlorocebus sabaeus (green monkey) is the source of this 708-nucleotide messenger RNA. The record is from RefSeq and is a predicted model, not a curated record. NCBI's taxonomy places the organism in Eukaryota, Metazoa, Chordata, Mammalia, Primates, Cercopithecidae.
UGGAGACACCCCCAGGAACUCUUGGGACGGGAGGCGAGGCUCGUGGCACCCUGGCGGGGAAGGGGCAGCUCAGCCCUCGGGCCCUCGCCCGCCCUCUCCGGGUCUGGAGCGUCUCCCCGUGCCAUCCCUGCACCGCCAGGGGGCACAUGCCCAUCGCAGCCGAGGCCAGAGGGACCCCGGUCCUGCAGAGGUUGGAACCCUGGUCUCUGGCCACUCCCCCCACCCCUGCCCGAGCUCCUAACGCCUUCUCUUCUGUGCCCCCAUCUCCAGAGGAGGCUGCGGAGGAGGAGGAAGCCCCCGAAGAGCCGGAGCCGGUGGCAGAGCCAGAAGAGGAGCGCCCCAAACCAAGCCGCCCCGUGGUGCCUCCUUUGAUCCCGCCAAAGAUCCCAGAAGGGGAGCGUGUUGACUUCGAUGACAUCCACCGCAAGCGCAUGGAGAAGGACCUGCUGGAGCUGCAGACCCUCAUCGACGUGCAUUUUGAGCAGCGGAAGAAGGAGGAAGAGGAGCUGAUUGCCUUGAAAGAGCGCAUUGAGCGGCGCCGGUCGGAGAGAGCCGAGCAACAGCGCUUCAGAACUGAGAAGGAACGCGAACGUCAGGCUAAGCUGGCGGUGGGUGCCUCCCCUGCCCUCGGAGUCCAAAUGUUACUUCUUCAGCCAGAUGCCCAUUUUGUUGUUGUUAUUAUUAUUAUUACUAUUAUUAUUAUUUGAA